Molecule: messenger RNA, 2160 nt
Organism: Sander lucioperca (pikeperch)
Lineage: Eukaryota; Metazoa; Chordata; Actinopteri; Perciformes; Percidae
Gene: slc25a47a
Product: solute carrier family 25 member 47a
Exons: 6
Coding region: 170-1075 (301 amino acids)
Biological process (GO): transport
Cellular component (GO): mitochondrion
Molecular function (GO): transmembrane transporter activity
Source: RefSeq, a predicted model, not a curated record
UUCAGUCGACGCUGUACGUCACGGUCACGCAUCUGCUACACACGUCAUGUAACAGCGUACAGUCAUAUACACUCAAGGUUAUGCUGCUGUUAUGCAGCACAUGCUAGAGGUACAAUGGGCUCUUAUCGACAUCUGACAAGUAUAUGUUGUUUCGUCGCCAUCUGACACGAUGCAUAUCGCUGAUUUUGUGUCUGGAUCAUUUGCAGGGGCAUGUGGAGUUGUAGUGGGCUAUCCUCUGGAUACUGUCAAGGUCCGGAUCCAAACCCAGACACAGUUCACUGGGUUUUGGCAGUGUGCAGUGGUGACCUUUUCAAAAGAAGGGGUGCAUGGCUUCUUCAAAGGAAUGUCCUUACCCCUCACCACAAUCUCUAUGACUUCCUCUGUGGUGUUUGGCACAUACAGGAACUGUCUGCAAUGUCUGAGCCAGGCGCGAGGAGCUGGUUGUGGUCCCAACACCAAACUAGAAGUCUUUCUGUCUGGCUUGGUAGCAGGUAUAGCUCAGACGUCAGUGAUGUCUCCAGGUGAUAUAGUGAAAGUACGUCUGCAGUGUCAGACAGAGUCCAAGCGAGGACCAACCAACAUGCUUAAACCCAAGUACCGUGGUCCAGUUCACUGUCUGCUGAGCAUUAUCAAAGACGAGGGGUUCAUGGGGCUCUACAGAGGAGCGCUCCCGCUAAUGCUGAGAGACGGGCCGUCAUUCGCCACAUACUUCCUGACUUACGCAAUCAUCUGUGAAAUGCUGACAGACAGCGGCCAGAAAAGACCAGGUUGGAGUGGUGUGAUGCUGGCUGGUGGAAUAGGAGGAAUGGUAGGUUGGACUAUAGGAACACCCAUGGACUUCAUCAAAGCCCGUCUGCAGAUGGACGGAGCGCAGCAGAUGAAGCGAUACAAGGGUUUCUUUCACUGCAUCUCUGAGAUAGCGAGGGUGGAGGGAGCAGGGGUGUUCUUCAAGAGCUGGGGCAUCAACUGUCUGCGUGCAUUCCCCGUCAACAUGGUGGUGUUUGUUACAUACGAGGUUCUCAACGGUUUCCUCCAAGCCGACAGUGUUGACCCUCCUCGUCUAAGGUUCGAAUAGCAUCGACUGACUCCAUUCUAAAUCCCUCAUAUUAGUUUGCCUGUUUAUGUAUAAUGCUGGUGUUUUACAUACAUGAUGGCAAAGACAUUUGCCAUUUGAAAAUGUCUAUUGCAUUGCAAUAUUUUCAUGGAAUUAUUAUAUUAUUAUAGUCAUCCUUUGAGCUGUCAGUUAUAUGUGUAACAUUCAGUUAGGUAGGGUAAUGUAUCCUAAUAUGCUCAGGGGGUAAUUUGACCGUAAUAGGAACUGUUGGUACCAUAGAUUGGACCAGCAAACCUCUGACCACUAGAUGGCCUCCCUGGCCAGCUGGUCACCGUUUUUUCUUCUCUUGCGGUAUGUUUAUGACAAGAAAACAGUCUGCAUGACUGGUGAAGUUUUUCAACAGAAGAGCAGUGCACCAAGAAACCUCAACAGAUUUUAGACUGCAACACAAAAUAAGGUAUAAUAGACUGUAUUCAAGAGCAUUUAAGGCCUUGAGUUUAGAAUUUGCAAAUGAGCCGCAGCACGCACAAUUGACAGUAUGAUACCCGUCCUGUUCCUCGCUGCAUUAAUGCAUAUUAUAUCAACCAUGACUCAUUUCCAGAUCAUUAGCUAAAUGGCUGGAUAAUCUAAAUAAAACACAAUGUGCCGAUAUUAUAAACCUUGAUGAACUGGAUUGAUGAGAUUAUUCUAUAAAUAGAAUUAUUAAAAGAAUCAGUAGACCCAGGGUAAUCAGUAAAUGGUUUUAUAUCACUAUUACACACUACAAAAGUAAAUGCUGUUAUUGUUGAAAUCCUCAAAGCAAAUUGUCUGUAAUCAGAAGAUGGAGACACCUCAUAAACUUAUUUGUUUUACUCCAUCUUCCUCUCAAACAUAUAGAAUUGUUUUUACCCAAAAUACAACACGCACAUUUUAAUUACUACUGUCUACUACUGCUACUGACGUGUAGACAUUUUAAGGGCAUAGGUUUGGCAUCAGAGUGGGGGACACAGUGAAAUCAGCGUUCCUUUAACAGGAGGAAAAAUGUAAAUGAUAUUUUGUGUAAUUUAUUUAUAUGAUUAUAUGAACAUGCUUAUUGUGCCUUCCAUAAUAAAGGUAUCUAAAUCUUU